Messenger RNA from Suillus clintonianus, 973 nucleotides. RefSeq lists its product as uncharacterized. The record is from RefSeq and is a predicted model, not a curated record. Bases 379 to 906 code for a protein of 175 amino acids. The transcript has 5 exons. Lineage: Eukaryota; Fungi; Basidiomycota; Agaricomycetes; Boletales; Suillaceae.
AUAAGAAUCCGGUCACCGCGAGUACAUACACGGAGGGGAACGUAGGUCCGAUUGGUUACAGUACCGCUUCAACCCUCUAUUAGUAGACUCGCAUCCUCAAUUUCAGCCCAGGAUCAGUAAAUAUGAGCUCACGGAGAUUCGAGUUCCACUUGCGCAUGGCACUGCGCCAUGAGUAUUGCUUGAGGACGUCACAAUUUCGCCCAAAUGCUAAUUGCCUUGCGGUCUAGGUCAGGUACUAGUGUGGAUCAUUUAUAAGAAUCUGGUAGUACAUACACGAAGGGUCCCACUAGUAGAUCGACGGGGUUCGCUUGAUUACAGGACCCGCUUCAACCCUCUAUUAGCGCCCAAAUCCCUUUGUGCUAGACCUCGCUGCCGAGCAUGCACUGUUCACUCGUUUUCGUUUUUCUGCUAGCCUUUGGUUUCUGUGCCGCACAGAACUAUACCCUUCCUCAAUGUGCACAACUCUGCGCAGGGACAGCUGCAACGGCAGCUGGUUGCUAUUCAUACUCAAAUGCCACAUGUGUCUGCGCCUCCCAGCCAUUUCAGUCAGCCAUCCAGUCAUGCUUCAACACGAGCUGCAAUGCGACAACCCAAGGCACUGCCUGGGCAUAUUACAGCGACUUGUGCACUGACGACACCAACGGUUCCACGUCGGCCAGUUCCGAUACAAGUACAUCCUCAGGCCAGUCUACAGCUGCCGUCAGUACUAGUACUGCACCGGGUACUGUAACCUCGCAUACGUCGUCAACCCAAACGUCCUCAUUGACAUCCGCCGGGUCGACGAGUGUUUCGUCUACUACAACCUCUGCUAGCCAAACUCCGACGUCAACUUCUGGAGCACUUGCGACUGAUAUCAAGAUGCUACGUGGCUUUGUGGCGAUUGUUGGUUGCGCUUUGAUCUUGUGAGGAUGCGGGUUGACUGCGGGACCAUAUUUUGUCGAGUUCUGUGACACGUUGGUUGAAAAGAUGUCGA